ACCCGGAGACACAGGAGACCCCAGGAGACCACAGGAGACCACAGGAGACCACUAGUGUUAACUCUCUAUAGUCUCCUUAAAGUUAUAGAGUUAAAAUUAUACCAAUGAAGUUAAAUUAUAGUUAUCUAAUUUAUGAAAGACAAUGACACAGUUUAAGAGUAUUGUGUGUGAUCUGUGUGGAGAUGACCACCCAGCCUGCAACUGUCCCAUGUUGGCUCAGCUCGACCUGCCUGCAAAACAAGUCGAGGACGCUGAACCACAACUGGCCUAUCGGUCCCUGCCGUCAUGGGUGCAGGUCGAGGAUGGGCCAAAGGGGUUACAGGUGGUUUGUGUUCAUCAGAACGUGGCCAAGUUUACCAGACUGGGACCACUUAUUGCUCCACAUGUUCCUCAUCUCCACCCAGAUGCAUCCUUCCCACUAAAGAUAUGUCAUGCAGGUGGGAGCCACACAUAUUUGGAUCUAUCAAGGAAGUGGCUGUGUAACUGGCUCAGUCUCAUCCCCCCUGGCUCUUCCUCCUAUAAGAACUUGCUGGCAUGUCAAGUAGAAGAUUUGAUAUAUUAUAUAGCAGCUGAAGAAAUAGAAGCAGGGUCAGAACUACGGGUGUGGUACGCUCCAUUUUAUCAGCAGAAGGUGAAAGAAGAACUCAAGGCACUCGGCUAUGGUCAGAGCUUGGGUGGUGCUGCAGUACUCACACGUCGAGUACCACUCAGGCCGCCACAAUCUAAGGUCCCACUUGGGGGUCAACUUCACAUUAGUACUCCUUCACUUUCAAGAAUUGAGGUAGGAAGAGGCCAGGUCACCUUUACCCACAAUGCCAAGGGCAGUGAACCUGACAGUCUUUUCCUUGAACAACCAGCAGUCACUGAAAGUCCUCUCGUGGGUAAUAAAUAUCUCCCGGGUGAAGCUGGACUUGGAAGACAAAUUCAAACACCAGUCACCUCUGCUGGCUACUUACGUGAUGAUUACAUCCAGCAUAAGAAAAGAGUCGAUAGUUUGGGACAAGAUGAUUUUGGAUACAGCGCCCAGACUAACCACACAAGUACAUCACAAAGCAUAGUGUUAGUCAGUAAUAGAAACGCCUCAAGGGAACCGGAAUGUAUCGUAACUUUCACCAUAACAGCCGCCUCAGAGAAUUACGACCCUAACUCGUCUUCUGGUGAACACUAUGACAACGGUAACCUUCAGCCCGAGGAAUGUCUGAUGGGCGACAGUUCACAUGAAGAUUCCUCUCCUGACGUAGAUAGGAAAGACAUCCAAUUCCAUCCAGUAACUCAGAAGAGAAAAUCUUACAAAAUCAGAGAACCCAAAACAGAAGUAUGUGUAGCAGAUUCAGAUGUGGUCAAACAGCUUCCUCCUCGAGCCUUAGGAGCCCGUGAGCCUCGUCCGUGGUCCUGCAAAUACUGCGGAAACAACUUUACGAGUCUUCUUCCAUUCGCCAAUCAUUUAAAAGCUCACCUCCUGUGGCUAGUAGGACGGUGCCACGUGUGCCAAGAAUGCGGCAGUUCGUUCUCCAGUUCCCUACAGCUUCACCGCCACCAACAAGCGACGCACCAGCAAGGGGGUUUCCAAGCAGCGUCUCAAGCAGUAUCCGUGUGUCGAGGAGAGGGUGAGGUCUUGGUGAAGCACGAGUUAUUUAGCGACGACGAGGCUGCUGUGGACGAUCCGGGAGGGAAGGAGAGUAAAGAAGAUGUGAGGAAGAUACCUGCUCUCCCGACCAAUCAUGUAGAAGGUCCACACAGCUGCCAGAUCUGUUCCAAGCACUUCGCCAAGGCUGAGUACCUGCUACGACACCUUCGGAAGCACACUGGUGACUUCACGUGUCAAUAUUGCUUGAAGGUAUUUGCCCGAAAGGAAGGUUUACAGAAGCACACGUGUCCCAAGGGAGGGCACCAAGAGAGACUGAAAUGUUCACUGUGUAGUCGAUGUUUCCUCAACCCCAACCUCCUGGAGCAACAUUACCUCAGACAUAAGGGAAACAAAAAAUGUAUACGUUGUAAUCGUACCUUCUCCAACUUGGCCUCACUGGAGCGCCAUAUGAAGAUCUGCCCCUCUGUUGAGAUCAGCUCUUUCUUUAAGUGCAGUAUAUGUGGUAAGGAUAUGGUCAGUGAGAGAAUGUUGGAGCGACACAUGGCCAGUCACAGCAGACAAUACCAGUGUGAGCUGUGUGGUAAACCUUACAGCAACAGCACCAACCUGGCACAGCAUGUACCACUCUGUCGGCAGAGUCGUCAGGUUGCCUCUAUUGGCCACGUUGCUUGUGAAGACUGUGGGGAGGAAUUUACCGAUGCCUCCGCUUUCCGUGCUCACUACCACACCCACACACACCCCUUCCACUGUUCCUGCUGUAAUCACCGGUUCCGGACUCGUGUUGGUUAUGAGGUUCACGUUUGUGAGAUUGAGCAACAUUGUGAUCAAUGCAGCAGCGUCUUUCGUUCAGUACAGGCACUGAACCGUCACUAUGCAGUGCACGGCCCUCCACCACACACCUGUGUAUCCUGCAGGAGAUCCUUCUUCAGGAAGGAGAGUUUAGACCGACAUGUAUGCAGUUUUGAGGCAGACAUAAAAGACGUCCCAAAGCAGAAAGAAACGAGCAGGUUUACCUGUAAUGUGUGCGGUGCAGCGCUGGCCACUAAACACAGCCUCAACACUCACAUGCGGUCAGCUCACGGUGGAUCAGCUGCUCGAGAACUACAUUGUGAGAUAUGUGGUAAACAGUUUCACCGGAAGGAUCUACUUGGUGAGCACCAGGCGGUACACGCUCCUCCGUCCUUCCCUUGUCCCACCUGUAAGAAAUUGUUUAAAACACGGAAGUCAUUGGAGGUUCACUCGCUCCUUCACCUGGGCAUCAAGAGAUUCGCCUGCAAAUAUUGCAAUAAAAAAUUCCAUCAAAAGGUGAAUCUGUCCCGACAUGAACGCAGCCACAUGCCCAGAGGAGCUGUGAAGUGCCAAUACUGUGGCACUCACUGCCUCUCAACCAAUGACCUGAAGGCCCACCUCCUGUCUCACACAGUGUUCCAGUCUGAGGUAAAGCAACAGGACAACCAGGCUGACUUUGAUACAGGGAAAGAAGCAACCCACGAUGAAGGUCUUUCCACGUACCAGAACGCUGCAGAAACCAGCGAUGGAUUAGACCAGAAACUUGAUCCUGAGUUUAGGCCACAUAAUGGUGUGGGACCACAGCUGAAAAUUACACGGAGAACCAAAGAUGGAUUACAGACAGAGGAACGGACAUUUUCUGGACCAAACAGUGUAAUAGAAGUGGAGCAAAGUCUUGGCUCAACAUCAAAGAGAGUAAAGUUAACAAUGAAAGGAAAAACAGGAAUAAAGAAUAACGGACAAAAGGUGAGUUCUGGGUUUAGGACAGGAUUAGUACAUGGUGUUGCACCUGCAAUUGUCUCAGAUAUAAACAUGCAGCCGUCUGUGUCAAAUUCAGGUAUUCACAAUCACUCAACAGUUUUCAUCCCUCCUAGAAUACCAAACUCAUGUUUAUCUAGUAAUGAACAAUCGCUGAACAGUAGUUACUUGGUACCCGGUGAACCUGAAACAAUACCAUCAAAUUCCUCGGGUCUUUGUAACUCUGGUGUAUUUCCAGAAACAAGUAAUUCAUUAAAUUCAGGGGUAUGUAACUUACCUUCAAAUGUAAUGCUUGAAACUGCUCCCAUAGCCAGUGUCAGUGAUGCAACUCAUUCUUAUAACCUAAACAGUGAUGAAAAUUGCCAUGUGUCUAUGGGGAGGAACCAGAGUGACCUGGAACAAAUGAACAACAGUCAAAACAAGGACUUGACUCUUGGAUCAUGCCCAGCAAUGGUUGAACAAGUAUGUCUGUAUGAGUCCAAUUCUAAUAAUGUCUCUGUGACAACUGCCACUACACAAGCACUUGACUGCCAUGUUCUUAGCAAUGAACAGAUUGUUGAGAGUGUUGUGUUAAUGACUGACCCGCCCCAUACGUCUUGUUAAAGUUUGUAAUGUCAGAUUUUUUUAAUAUAAUCUUGAAAACCUUUUUCCACUACGAUGCAGAGUGACCAAUUAAUAUAUGAAAUAUAAUUUAUAUUAAAUUAU
Homarus americanus (American lobster) is the source of this 4060-nucleotide messenger RNA. Its product is annotated as PR domain zinc finger protein 15-like. The coding region runs from base 143 to 3958 and encodes 1271 amino acids. The record is from RefSeq and is a predicted model, not a curated record. NCBI's taxonomy places the organism in Eukaryota, Metazoa, Arthropoda, Malacostraca, Decapoda, Nephropidae. The transcript has 17 exons.